This is a messenger RNA of Babesia ovata, 1539 nucleotides long. Its product is annotated as CMGC Lammer. The transcript has 4 exons. Gene Ontology annotation, molecular function: protein kinase activity; ATP binding. The record is from RefSeq and is a predicted model, not a curated record. The coding region runs from base 1 to 1539 and encodes 512 amino acids. Gene Ontology annotation, cellular component: nucleus. Gene Ontology annotation, biological process: protein phosphorylation. Lineage: Eukaryota; Apicomplexa; Aconoidasida; Piroplasmida; Babesiidae.
AUGUAUCGCAGGAGUUACUCGAGCCGCCGGCAUCGGAGCUCCCAUAGCCGCGGUCACCGCGGCCGUCGCCGCGACCGCAGCGCCUCGAGGCGGGACUACAGGGGCCGCCAUAGUUACGACAACUAUAGCAGUGGCAGAAGCUCUAGUCCUCACCGGCGUUCGAUUUCUCGUUUGCGAGGCGUUGAUUCCGGUCACCGCCGUCAGUCGCGGCGUGGUGCGCUGCGUGAUUCCAGGCGCCGCUAUGACGACCGACGGGACACUUACAAGGUCCCCGAGAAUCGCUACGAACGACGCGGUGUGAGCCAUCGCGAUUCGAGGCGGCGCCGUCAUGAUCGGGGGGCUAGGGAUCGGUCUGCAUCCGUGAGUCGGAGGCGCCGGUCGCAUCACAAAGACAAAUGGCACCGCCGCCACAGGGCGCCCUCACGCAGCCCUUCGGAGCACAAGAGACAUCAUGAAUCCAGCGAUCGCAUCAUACAUUUUAAGUGGGAGCCGGGUAUGAUGCUGGACGACUACAAGGUCGUGAAGAAGAUCGGGGAUGGCACCUUCGGCCGCGUGCUGCACUGUGAAAAGAACGGGGAGAAGUACGCGGUAAAGGUGGUACGGGACGUGGAGAAGUACGUGAGCUCCGCGAAGAUCGAGGUGGACAUUUUGAUGGACAUCCGCAAGGUGGACGUGGCCGGGGAAAGCCAUUGCGUGGUGCUGCAUGACCAUUUUAUGUUUAAGAAACGCAUCAUGUGUUUGGUGUUUGAGCAGCUGGGCGAUUCUCUCUAUGACUUUUUGAAACGUAACGACUACAAGGGCUUUUUCAUGGCCGACAUCCAGAAGAUUGCGUACCAGCUUCUGAAGGGGCUCGCGUUCCUGAAAAAGAACAAGCUGAUCCACACCGAUUUGAAACCCGAAAAUGUCCUCCUUACAUGCGGACGCGAGGAUUUCAUAGAGGUGCCAUUCCCACGCUCAGUGACGGGCAUGAUGACCAAGCGUCCGGCGACUGCGGACAUCAAAAUCAUUGACUUCGGUAGCACGAUCUACGAGGACGAUUACCACAGCAGCAUCAUCAACACGCGUCAGUACCGCUCGCCGGAGGUUAUUCUGGACAUUGGGUGGUCGUACGCCAGCGACAUGUGGUCUCUGGGCUGCAUUCUAAUUGAAAUUUACACGGGUGAUCUAUUGUUCAACACCCACAGCCAUCUGGAGCAUCUGGCCAUGAUGGAACAGACGGUGGGCCGCAUCCCUGCCAGCAUGUUGGAGAAGGCCCGAAAAACUGACGGCUACCGCUACCUCCACCCUGACAAGCUCGCCCUAAACUGGCCUGAGGGCGCGCGUUCGCGUUCUUCGGAGGACCGUGUCAAGUAUUGCAGGAGCGUCAUGGUAGGUUGCCGCAAAUCUGCGUUAACGCGCUAUCAGGAGCUGGUGAAACCUGAACACCGACCAUUCGCGGAGUUCAUCAAAUACAUUUUGAACCCCGACCCGGACCUGCGCCCUACGCCCGAGGAUGCGAUGGAGCACGAGUUCUUGGUGCUGAAGCUGCCUGAGAACUAG